Punctularia strigosozonata HHB-11173 SS5 is the source of this 1551-nucleotide messenger RNA. RefSeq names its product seryl-tRNA synthetase. NCBI's taxonomy places the organism in Eukaryota, Fungi, Basidiomycota, Agaricomycetes, Corticiales, Punctulariaceae. Gene Ontology annotation, cellular component: cytosol. The record is from RefSeq and is a predicted model, not a curated record. The transcript has 8 exons. Gene Ontology annotation, biological process: seryl-tRNA aminoacylation. Bases 34 to 1389 code for a protein of 451 amino acids. Gene Ontology annotation, molecular function: tRNA binding; serine-tRNA ligase activity; ATP binding.
GCCAGGCGACCGCAACAAACUGGGAUCUCCAACAUGACGCUCGAUGUGCUGCACUUCAUUGACAAGAAGGGAGGCAACUCCCAGGAGAUUCGGGACUCGCAGCAGAAACGCGGCCUCUCCGUCGAGUUGGUAGAUGAGGUGAUCGCCAUGUACGAGGAAUGGGUCAGGAUGGACUUCGAAACGAACGUGUUGAACAAGCAGAUCAACGCCAUUCAGAAAGAGAUCGGGCAAAAGAAGAAGGCGAAAGAGAAUGCAGAUGAGCUUGUCGCAAAGAAGAAGGAUCUCGAUGCGCAAGUCGAAGCGCACAAGAAAGCCACGAAGGAAUACGAAGCUACUAUGCGUCAGAAAGCCUCCACCGUCGGCAACAUCGUUGGGAAAAGCGUUCCGAUCAGCUUGACCGAAGAUGACAAUGUCACACUCAGGACAUGGCAUCCGCAAGGACCCAAUGCCCAAGUCGAGCAAAGAAAGGACAUCAUGCCCCAUCACGAAGUGCUGCUACGAUUGGAUGCGAUGGACCUGGAUCGCGGUUCGAAGAUCGCCGGCCACCGUGGAUACUUCCUCACCAACGACGGCAUCGACCUAAAUCAGGCACUCAUCGCAUAUGGCCUCGACUUCCUCCGCAAGAAGGGCUAUAAGAAGAUUCAGCCGCCAUUCUUCAUGAACAAGGAUCAGAUGGCAAAGACGGCUCAACUAGACCAAUUUGAUGAGGAACUAUACAAGGUCAUCGGCGAGGAUGAGAAGUAUCUCAUUGCGACCUCCGAGCAGCCCAUCUCCGCCUUCCACAGCGAUGAGUGGUUCGAAUCACCGGAAAAGCAGCUUCCCAUUCAGUACGCCGGCUACUCCACGUGCUUCCGCAAAGAGGCCGGCUCUGCCGGACGAGACAUGUGGGGCAUCUUCCGCGUUCACCAAUUCGAGAAGGUCGAGCAAUUCUGCAUCACCGAGCCAGAGAAGAGCUGGGAGAUGUUCGACACGAUGAUUGCAAACAGCGAGGCAUUCUACCAGAGCCUCGGCAUCCCUUACCGCGUGGUGGCCAUCGUCUCGGGUGCGCUCAACCUCGCGGCCAGCCAGAAGUUCGAUUUGGAGGCGUGGUUCCCGUUCCAGGGAGCGUACAAGGAAUUGGUGUCGUGUUCCAACUGUACAGAUUAUCAGGCCCGCCGGCUUGAGGUACGCUGUGGCCUGAAGGCGAAGGAUCAGACACGGAAAGUCUACGUCCACAUGCUCAACGGUACGCUCUGCGCUACCGAGCGCGCGUUAUGCUGUCUCGUCGAGAACUACCAAACCCCCGAGGGCCUCGUGAUACCCGAGCCGCUCCGCCCAUACAUGCAAGGAAGGGAAUUCCUACCCUGGGUGAAGGAACUCCCCAAGAACCUUCAGAAAAAGACUCAGUAAACAGGUUUGCAUUCCAAGGAUGGUUCAAUCGCUUGUGUCGCUGUGUAUCAUCGUCUUUCUGUUAUCGUUAUUAUCGUAGAUGGCAAACAUCUAUCAGUGUCAACUUGAGGUGAUCGUACAUACCUACUUAUAUCAAUUCAGAAACGUAUCACCCAAUCUAAC